AGGGCGUCACCAGGGGAGGUUUCUAUGUCCCUCUCACCAGUCUCUCCGUCACCUCUGAUGUCCUCAGGUGACGGAGCUCUCCUCCUGCUGCACGCCGUCAUGGACGUCGACGUCUCCUCCCCCGAGGACGUCCUCCUGCGGAGCCCCUGGCUUCCCAUCAGCCUCGGCGGGUGCCGGCUCCUGGCCAAGAGCUGGUUCGGUGAGACGGCGUACCGCGUCCUGCUGACCGACCUGCACUGCGUGUGGGAGGAGAGGAUGGACGCGGCGGACGUCCAGAGCCGGGCGCAGGAGCUGAACCGGCGCCUGCGAGCGUCGGCCGAGGCGUUCUUCUCCCACCUGCGUGAGGCGGCGCGGCCCUGCCUGUCGGGCGGCGGCGGGGAGGCGCAGGUCUCUCUGACGCGGCGGGACGACGGCCGCCUGGCCGUGAGGCUGAAGAGCGAGCUGGGCGGGCUGCCCUUCCACUGGGAGUUCCGGCUGAGCCCCGCCCCCGUCGCCACGGCCUGCGAGCAGCUGGUGCGCCCCCUGCUGGCCAUGAGCCGCCUGCUGCAGCAGCAGCUGGAGCAGCUGGGGGGGAUGCUGGCCAGGAAGGACGCCGAGAUCCAGGACUACCGCGAGAACGGAGCCUCGCUGACCCGAGAACGCCUGAAGACGGAUGUUUUCCUGGAGAAGACGUACAGGGAGGACUUCAUGGCAAAGGCUUUGCCCGGGCUGCAGCCGGAACGCUGCGACGCGCUGGGCUUUGAUGCUCCGCUGCAGCAGCUGUACGCCGCCGUCGUUGCCCCCCGGAAACGCAGACGGGAGGAGGAGCAGCGGGUCGCAGAACCAGACGACACCGCAGCCACAGAUGACCGAUCUGAGAGCGAGCCAGCGGAUCAGGACGGAGACCCGACCCCCAACGGCCCGGAAACCCGGGACGGACCCGCGACACAGCAGGUACCAGAAUCCCGUCUCACUUGUUGUUGAGGUCCAACUGAAGCUUUGUUGGUUUGAUCAGGCGUGUCUGUCCUCCGCAGCGCCCGUCCGUCACGCCGGCCCCGCCCCCCUCGCCGCAGAGACCCGCCUCCAAACCCAAGAAGAAGAAAGUGGGACUUUUCAGAUGAUCCGGUCCAACAGAACUCCCCGUUUUAAACCAAAGCUUUUAUUCUGAAGGGUUGAUUUGACUGGACUUUCAGCUUUUAUU
Messenger RNA from Cololabis saira (Pacific saury), 1180 nucleotides. RefSeq names its product nonhomologous end-joining factor 1 (gene nhej1). The record is from RefSeq and is a predicted model, not a curated record. Gene Ontology annotation, cellular component: DNA ligase IV complex; nucleus. The coding region runs from base 25 to 963 and encodes 312 amino acids. Gene Ontology annotation, biological process: double-strand break repair via nonhomologous end joining. Gene Ontology annotation, molecular function: DNA end binding. The transcript is spliced from 6 exons. NCBI's taxonomy places the organism in Eukaryota, Metazoa, Chordata, Actinopteri, Beloniformes, Belonidae.